CAAGCCUUCAAUUGAAUCAAAAGAUAAAGGCAAAGACAAGCUAUCCACUCAAACUGUGGUUGAUGGCCUUUCUUCCCGCAGCCGUCGCAUUGUGAUUAAUGAAGGAGGUUUCAAAGAGAAAGCAGAAGCAGGCAGUGACAGAAUGUUUUCCAAAGGUAGCGCAUCUUCGCCUAGCCCACCUCAGCAUCAAGAAAAAAUUGCAGUUGCAUCUAAUUCUAAUGAUGAUCUUCGAGUAUCAGCCAACCCUUCCGUUGAAUCAAAAGAUGAGGAUAAAUCCAAGAGCGCAGGAGCUGGCAACGAGAGAAUGUUGGUCCAAGAUAGCGCAUCUCUGCCUAACCCACCUCAGCAGCAAGAAAUAACUGCGAUUGGAUAUGAUUCUAACGAUGAUAAGCCUUCUAUUAAAUCCAAAGACGAGGUUAUGGCCAAGCUGCCCACUCCAACUGUUGUAGGUGGUGUUUCUUCCGACACCUAUAGUGUUUUCAAUGAUGAAAAUGCUUCGAAAAAGGUUGGACUCUCAAAAGUAGUCGUCAAUGAAUUUUCUGAGAGUUCAGGAGCGGGCAACAAGAGAAUGUUGGUCAAAGGUAGCAAAUCUCCACCUAGCCUACCUCAGAAACAAGAAAUAACUGCUGUUGGGUUUAAUUCCAAUGAUGAUGUUCCAGUAUUGGCCAAGCCUUAUAUUGAAUCAAAAGACGAGCGUACAUCUAGGCCCCCUGCUCUCACUACAGUUAAUGGUGUUUCUUCCGAUACCAUUGUCACUGAGAUUGAAGAAUUAGCUUCCAAAGAGUUUGAACUCUCGAAAGAAUCAGUCAAUGAAUAUUUUGAGAGCUCAGGAGCUGGCAAUGGAAGAAUACUGGUUAAAGAUAGCACUACUCCAAUUUACCCACCUCCGCAUCAAGAAAUAACUGCUUUUGGAUCAAAUUCUGAUCAUGCUGUUCCAGUAUCGACUGUUUCUUCUGUUGAAUCAAAGGAUGAGGAUAAAUCCAGACAACCCACUUUGAAUGUGGUUGGUGGUGUUUCUUCCGAUACCAGUUGCACUGCAAUAGAAGUAAAAGCUUCCAAAGAGGUUGAACUCUCAAAAGAAUUAGCCACUGAAUCUUCUGAGAGUGCAGGAACUGGCAGAGAGAAAAUGUUGGUCAAAGGCAACACUCGGCUCAUUAGCCCACCUCAGCAGCAAGUGAUGAAUACUAUGGGAUCUGAUUCUGACGACGGUGUUCGGUUUUUGGCCAAGCAUUUCUACCAAAUGAAACGCUAAGUGUAAAUCCAAGGUGCCCGUUCAGGCUGCAACUGGUGGUGCUUCUUCCUACACCUAUUGCUUGUUCCAAAGAGGUUGAACUCUCAAAAAGAAUAAGGAAACAAAUUAUCUAGCUAAGGGAAAACUUUAAUCUCCUCGUUAAUGCUUUAUUCGAAUAUGAAUCUUCUUACACUCAUCUUGUGUUUUCCGUGUGUUCGUUGAAUGCAUACUUGCUA
Coffea arabica (coffee) is the source of this 1467-nucleotide messenger RNA. RefSeq lists its product as uncharacterized. Lineage: Eukaryota; Viridiplantae; Streptophyta; Magnoliopsida; Gentianales; Rubiaceae. The record is from RefSeq and is a predicted model, not a curated record.